This is a messenger RNA of Cladocopium goreaui, 4749 nucleotides long. Lineage: Eukaryota; Dinophyceae; Suessiales; Symbiodiniaceae. The record is from the annotation of a GenBank genome assembly.
AUGUGCUUCUGCCUUGGCCUUGUGGAGCUAACGGUGGCCUUGCGUCCCAACAUGGAUAGCAACAUCACGGACGAAGACGGAGGUCCUUGUAAGGAUCGUUUAAAGGCAGACCCAGGAGAGUUUCGCAUUGGUGGCUUGGAAUUCUACAGCUGCAUGCUGAACGGCAAGGGGCUGCCCUUGAACGAGUGUGGCCACUAUUUUGCCUAUUUGAAAGAAAUCGAUGGCUAUGCUGCAUGUCAGCCCUUCCAAGACACCAAGAACCAUGGACGGAUCGAGUUUUCGACCUGCGCUCUGAUGCGGAAGAACUACGUCCAGGGCUAUAAGCCACGACCUGCACCCAUUCCUUGUGGCGACAAAGACGACCCCAUCAAGACCAUGACGCAACGACUCAGGGAUCUUGCCCAACCCAAAUGCAAAAAGGUCUUGUGCAGAAUCGCCCAAGAGGGCUCCUGGAAGACCAUGGGCUCGGGGAAGGACAAGGAUUGGCCAAAGAAGGCCGGAGCCAUGGAUUCUGGAUAUAAGGUGACAGCAGAGAAGAAGUGCACAGUGAAGUAUGAAGGAAUGCAAUUGAUUGAUAUUGACAAACUCUUCGACAAUCUGGUCACCCAAGAUGCCAAAGGCAGGGCCCAACUGCGCUUGAGCAACGCUGUGCAGCGCAGACAUGACAGUGCUGGUCUUGCUCGUGGUCGCUACGACAGGCAGGGCCCAACUGCGCUUGAGCAGACAGGCAGGGCCCAACUGCGCUUGAGCAACGCUGUGCAGCGCAGACAUGACGACAGGCGCGUGUCUCACAGCCUGACAAUGAGUCAAGCAGUCUCUGACCUCGGGAGCCAGAGCUUUGACCCAAUGUGGGAAGAAGCGCGCGCAGAUGCCUGUGACUGUGUCGGCCCUGAUUGGUUUUUCCAGUCCCCCGUUUCCCUGCCGGCCAUCUGGUCAACAAAAUCUGAAUGGCCACGAGGUGCAAACGUGUACGUGGCCAUGCCAUGCCAUGCCCAACAGAACAAGCAAUCGCUCUCCUGUGACGACGCUCUGCAAGCCUGGCCCACUGGCGUGCUAGCAGAGCAGGAAAGGAAGGAAGCAGAACAGGAGGCGGUAGUCCUCAAGAAGUUCCUUGGCGUUGGGCUUGGGCCGGUGGCAUCAUGUCUUUCGCGUGGUUCUGAAGAACACGUGGAUGAAGCUUCAGCCUUUCAGCAUUCAGACUUCAUUUCGUGGAGCAUAGUCAUGGGGGCAGAGAAAGAGAUCAGCGAGUUGAACGACCGAGUAGGCCAACUGCAAACGCAGAAUGCCUAUCUUGCAAGCCGUCAAUCUGACGCGUAUUUGGUGAGCUGGGUGGUUGAACUAGGCCCCAGACUGCUUGGUGGCUUCAAACUGGCCUCUUUUGAGUUCCAAAUCUUCAGAAUUGAAUCCAAAAAAGAGUCUACAGAGCUAUUCUCGAGAAGAACAUGGGGUCUGGCAUUGCCAAAGCUGGCGGAGCAAGAAGGCCAAGUCCUGGAGGAUUGCGAAGAUUGCCUCAGGUUGCCUCAGUAUGCUUUGAGGGGAGAAGCCAGCACCUUGGACUGCCUGCCAGGUAUAGAUGGCCAAGAGGAGGAAAAAGCCUCCCUGAAGGCCAGGCUGCGGGAUGAAAUCGACUCCUUCGAAGAAAAGGCGAUCUCGGAUGAGUCGUUCAUGAAUUACGAGGAAUUCAGUGGAAGUCAAACCCUGCUCAAGGGACAGAUGAACCGACAGAAGGGAGCUACAGCUCUCAGCAAGCGGCUGCCACCGUUGUCCCAGACCUGGUAUAGCUCUCCAGCGCCCUACACAGAAGAUGUGAGGACGAAACGCAAGUUGCUGCCCAAACUUUUGGCAAAGGUGGUGGGUCCCCUGGCCUCCGACGCCACGCCGCGCACGCCCCGCGCCUGGCGCAGCAACGGCGACGACGCGACGGAGCGCCUGAGUCGGCCGAAGAGCUGCCCGGAUCUGAAACGUUCGACACAUGGCGCACAUGGCGGCCGUCGAGAUACCGGGAUUGCAGCCUGGCAUCGCAGCCGGGUGACCCAAAUAUUUGGAGGUGAAGCUGCCCCAAAGCAUCAGAUGCCCUUGGGAACUGUGCACUUCUCAGGAGAGGGCGGUGUCCGACGGAGGCUCGGGAAAUCUGUAGAGGCCCUUACUCUGGGCUUCGCCGUAGGAGUGGAGCCACCCGCUGCAACGUUACCGCCGAAGAGCGACGAAACGAAGCCGCGACGGGUGGUGUCCAUGGAACGCAUCAGGGCCUUGGCGGAGCCAAAGAGGAAGAAACCCUGGAAGGUCUCCAGCACCUCCAUCAGCACCGAUGCGGAGCCGGAUGAUGCGGUGCCGCAAGCGCCGGAAGCGGCCCCCGAAGCGGUGCCGGAAGCAGUGCCAGCGGCAGGUAAAACAUCAGUGCUUGCCCUGACUGUCUACCGUGACGAGAUUGAUGAUGAUGUUUGGCCUCAAAUUGUCAAGUCUCCUGUCAAGGUCGUCUUUGGUAUCCUGAAGUCUCAGGGCCUGGAUCUCAGGCCUACCACCUCACCUUGGGGUCGAUCAUGGCGUGCCGAUGCAGUGAAAACUUUGCCUGAAACUUCGACCAGUCUACAAUUUUUCAUCCGAACACCAGUUGCUCAAGUCAAGGAGUGCCUUAGGCUAUCCGGACUGAAAGGAGUGUACGCUGUGUUGAAAACAGAGGAGAGGCGGACUGACACCGCAUACGCCGUGGUCUGGCUUGAUCUGCCGCUGAGGGAGCUCAGGGUGUCUGCAGCUUCCUUGAAGACCAGCAUGGGUUUGGUCAGGAUCAACAAAACCUCCAAGAUCUCCCGAGGUAUCAGAUUUCAUGCUGAUGAUUUUGAUGAACCCUACAAGCAGUUGAAGCCCGCAGCAAUCCCAGCAACACACAUCAGUGUUAAAGCUGUGGCCAAGCUGUCACCUACCCCUGUGGGUGCAACCUUCGAAUCUGUCACCGGGCAAUCAACCUCGCUAGGUUCGCGCUCCAGCGUCUUCUACGUCUACUCGUGCCUGGACGUCUGCCUGCGACAUCGUGCUAAGGCCAAAGCCGCGCCAGCUUCGACCCUGGCGGCGCCGGGCACAUUGGAAACUCCGGGGGCAACAUCGCCAAGUGCAAGUGCUGUGAUCUCUCCUGUGAGUGCGAAGACGGAGAAGUCUGUGGCAUUUGACACCAGGUCUCCUAAAUCCGGAACAUCGGCGACACCCACCAGCCACGCCAAGACGGAGAGGUCGGGAAGGUCUGCAGCAAGUAAGGCAAAGACCGAACAGUCAGAGUAUGUCUCAAAUUUUGAGGAUGUAACCCCAACAAGUAAUGCCAAGACAGAGAAGUCUGAAGCAAAGACAGAACCGUCAGAGUACGAUUUUGAGGAGGCAACCCCAACAAGCCAUGCCAAGACUGAAAAGUCAGCGGCAGCAACAGAGAAGUCUGGGGCAAGUAGGGCAAAGACCGAACAGUCAGAGUAUGUCUCAAAUUUUGAGGAUGCAACCCCCACAAGUAAUGCCAAGACAGAGAAGUCUGGAGCGAAAACUGAACGGUCAGAGUACGAGUUUGAGGAGGCAACCCCAACAAGCCAUGCCAAGACUGAAAAGUCAGCGGCAGCAACAGAGAAGUCUGCGGCAAGUAGGGCAAAGACCGAACAGUCAGAGUAUGUCUCAAAUUUUGAGGAUGCAACCCCAACAAGUAAUGCCAAGACAGAGAAGUCUGGAGCAAAGACUGAACGGUCAGAGUACGAGUUUGACGAGGCAACGCCAACAAGCCAUGCCAAGACUGAAAAGUCAGCGGCAGCAACAGAGAAGUCUGCAGCAAGUAGGGCAAAGACCGAACAGUCAGAGUAUGUCUCAAAUUUUGAGGAUGCAACCCCAACAAGUAAUGCCAAGACAGAGAAGUCUGGAGCAAAGACUGAACGGUCAGAGUACGAUUUUGAGGAGGCAACGCCAACAAGCCAUGCCAAGACUGAAAAGUCAGCGGCAGCAACAGAGAAGUCUGCAGCAAGUAGGGCAAAGACCGAACAGUCAGAGCAUGUCUCAAAUUUUGAGGAUGCAACCCCAACAAGUAAUGCCAAGACAGAGAAGUCUGGAGCGAAGACUGAACGGUCAGAGUACGAGUUUGAGGAGGCAACGCCAACAAGCCAUGCCAAGACUGAAAAGUCAGCGGCAGCAACAGAGAAGUCUGCGGCAAGUAGGGCAAAGACCGAACAGUCAGAGCAUGUCUCAAAUUUUGAGGAUGCAACCCCAACAAGUAAUGCCAAGACAGAGAAUUCUGGAGCAAAGACUGAACCGUCAGAGUACGAGUUUGAGGAGGCAACGCCAACAAGCCAUGCCAAGACUGAAAAGUCAGCGGCAGCAACAGAGAAGUCUGCGGCAAGUAGGGCAAAGACCGAACAGUCAGAGUAUGUCUCAAAUUUUGAGGAUGCAACCCCAACAAGCAAUGCCAAGACAGAGAAAUCUGGAGCAAAGACAGAACGGUCAGAGUACGACUUUGAGGAGGCAACGCCAACAAGCCAUGUCAAGACUGAAAAGUCAGCGGCAGCAACAGAGAAGUCUGGAGUUGGGAGAGAUCCUUUGUUGAGGGUGCAAACAGAACAGUCCGAGUAUGGUUUUGAGGAAGCAACACCCACCAGCAAUGCCAAGACAGAGAAAUCGGGUGCUCCGAGGACUGAACAUUCAGAAUACGAUGAUUUCGAGGAAGAGACUCCAACCAGUCAUUCUGCAAGUGAUUUUGAAGCAUCGCCAACGAAUAAUGCCGGAAAAUGA